Molecule: messenger RNA, 573 nt
Organism: Suillus bovinus
Lineage: Eukaryota; Fungi; Basidiomycota; Agaricomycetes; Boletales; Suillaceae
Exons: 11
Coding region: 109-477 (122 amino acids)
Source: RefSeq, a predicted model, not a curated record
AAUGUGGGUCGAUAACCGUACUUAAGUGAGGUUUGCGGCGACGUUGGUCCUUCUAUGACUUGCAUGCAGGUCUAAUAGAGGGCAUAACGAUUUACUUUUGUUUCUAAGAUGUCUUCGAUUUCAGAGGUUGCGGAUCUGCAGAUAUCCAAUUUUGCCAAUAUUGGUGCCUUCGCACUUCUCACAUUCGAUUUCUUCAUCACGUUCCAAGAUGAGGUGAAGUGGACCUGGUUUAGGCCAUGGGAUAUAACUCGUGUCAUAUUUGUCGCAUCUCGAUAUCUGCCUUUCAUAGGCUCUGCAUUGACUGCAUAUGAUGCACUGAGUCUCAAUGGGCCGGUGACACCAGCCCGCAGUCAGGCAGAAAACAUCAUUCAUAUUAUAAGUAUCGUUGCUGCGGAAGCCUUGUUGGUUAUCCGAACAUGGGCAUUCUGGCAAAGGAGCAAAAGGAUGCUGAUCGGAUUGGUAACUUAUAGUGUUUAAUCACUGCUGUUUCCAUAAACGUCGUUCGACAUGACCAGUUGACAGCAAUAUCAAACGCUGUAUUGGUAUAUUCUUGCCUGGCACUUUUUGAAUGUG